CAUCGCUGGCAUCUGCGCCUCUUCACGUGACCCGAGAUGGACGCCUGCAUGUCCGCCCCCAAACCGUGAGGGGACCACAUUGAACAGCAGCCUUCCCCACUUUCUCAUGUCGAAGACUAGACAUCACGGCGAUGCAAGCUCCCUUUCCUAAUCCGAAAACCAACUAUGCCUUCAGACACAAUAUACGGGACUUUCGAACCCGGACCACCGCUGGGAGUUGUAGUCAUCGAGCGAACCCGCCGUCAACGUAGAAGAAGCUGCAAAACAAUCCUCCUAUGGCUUUUCUUCAAGAUUCUCAUCGUGUUUGCGAUAAUAAGCACUUUCUUGUGGUACUUUGCUGCGUUUGCAGCAGAGCUUAUUUGCUAUACGAAUAGCUUUAGUCCUCCUUUCCCGCUGCCACCAGCCCGCGACGACUUCAAGAACCAAUCGUUCGCUGUUGGGUUCGACUUGACGGCUGGUUAUGCGUAAGAUCAUCCUCGAGCAAGAUCACGUUAGCGAAGUGCCGGAUUUAGUAAGAGGCUGAUAGCACCGCUGCGAUUCUCUUCAAUACCGGCACAACAGUAGACGUAGCCC
Messenger RNA from Mytilinidion resinicola, 573 nucleotides. RefSeq lists its product as uncharacterized. NCBI's taxonomy places the organism in Eukaryota, Fungi, Ascomycota, Dothideomycetes, Mytilinidiales, Mytilinidiaceae. The coding region runs from base 166 to 468 and encodes 100 amino acids. The transcript has a single exon. The record is from RefSeq and is a predicted model, not a curated record.